Molecule: messenger RNA, 2006 nt
Organism: Hypoxylon trugodes
Lineage: Eukaryota; Fungi; Ascomycota; Sordariomycetes; Xylariales; Hypoxylaceae
Product: P-loop containing nucleoside triphosphate hydrolase protein
Exons: 2
Coding region: 87-1721 (544 amino acids)
Cellular component (GO): nucleolus
Molecular function (GO): GTP binding
Source: RefSeq, a predicted model, not a curated record
AAUUUUUUUUUUUUUUUCCUGUGCCGUAUCACGAUAACAAAGAUAAUCAAGAUUCGGUCAAUCAUUGCGAAACAGCGCAACCGAACAUGGCCAACCAUAUCACAAAGCCAAAGAAGGCCAAGUCUAAGCGGACACCCGUCCGUCUACGACACAAAAUCGAGAAAGCAUCCGCCUCAAAGCAGCGCAAAGCGAGAAAAGAAGCGAAAAAGAACCCACAAUGGAAAUCCAAGCUAAAGAAAGACCCGGGUAUCCCCAAUCUAUUCCCAUACAAAGAGAAGAUCCUCCAUGAAAUUGAGGAUGGCCGACGAAGGAAACGGGAGGAGCAACAGCGAAGGAAAGAAUUAGCCAAGGCUGGAAAGACGGGCGCUACGGACGAGAACGAAGAUAAUGAGGUAGACGUUGAUGGUGCUGAAAAUGCCGAGGAUUUCGGUGGCUUCGAGGACGAUGCGAUGGAUGAGGAUGGCGCGGGUGACGAUACAAAUCCCAUGGCCGCACUUAUCGCAAGCGCAAGAGCUGCUGCUGAGAAAUACGAUCGCGAAUUGCAAAGUGGGGAUGAUAUGGAUGAGGACGAAUCAUCAGAUGAUGACGGUGAAUUCGAGGAUGGGGCUGUCGAGCGCGCUCAAUCUUCGUCUAGAAAAGCGCACGACAAGGUCUUCAAACAAGUUGUUGAUCAGGCCGACGUCGUGCUUUACGUCUUAGACGCUCGAGACCCCGAAGGAACGAGGUCAAGGGAAGUUGAGCGCAUGGUAAUGGCUGCAGCGAGCGGUGGAAAGAGAUUAAUUCUUGUUCUCAACAAGAUCGAUCUGAUCCCAUCCCACGUCCUAAAAGACUGGCUCACAUACCUACGACGAUACUUCCCUACGCUCCCUCUGCGCGCUUCUGGUUCUGCUCCUAAUGCGCAAACCUUCAAUCACCGCGAUCUUACCGUCCAGAGCACAUCAUCCACCCUCUUUAAAUCCUUAAAAUCAUUCGCUGCUUCCAAACAGCUCAAGCGCGCAAUAUCAGUCGGUGUCAUCGGCUACCCCAACGUCGGAAAGUCCUCCGUCAUCAACGCACUACUCUCGCGCCUAGGUGGUCGAGGCGCAGCUGCUUGUCCCGCAGGUGCCGAGGCGGGCGUUACGACGAGCAUCCGUGCCGUCAAAAUCGACAGCAAACUCACCCUUCUCGACUCCCCGGGUAUCGUCUUUCCCUCAUCCCCAGAAGGCUCUUCUUCGUCAUCAAAAAAGAGCGCUAUUGAAGCGCAUGCGCACUUAGUGCUCCUAAACGCUAUUCCGCCGAAACAAAUCGACGAUCCGAUCCCGGCUGUGACGCUGUUGCUUAAGAGGCUAUCUGCGUCACCGGUAUUGCUCCAGAAGUUGAUGGAUGUGUAUGAUCUCCCGCCGCUGCUAAGCGGCGAGGAUGCCGACGUCACGACGGACUUCCUCGUGCAAGUUGCGAGGAAACGUGGCAGACUUGGGCGCGGUGGUGUGCCGAAUUUGCCAUCGGCGGCUAUGACGGUCGUGACAGAUUGGCGGGACGGGCGUAUCCAGGGAUGGGUCGAUGCGCCGGUAUUACCGGUUGCAAUGACGAGUGAUGCUGUAUCCAAGGGCAAUGAAGAAGCGGGCAUGAUGCCAGAUCAGAAGGAGAUCGUUACGGAAUGGGCUAAGGAGUUUAAGCUUGAGGGGCUCUGGGGAGAUGAUGAGGGCGAGGCGAAAGAGGGCGACGCUAUGGAGCGUGAUUAAGUUGGUGAUUUAAUCCUUCGGUGGAAGUAGAGAGAUAAGAGGGACAUGAAAUUUCAGGAGUUCCGGGCUACGAAAAGGAUAUUAUGAGCAUGUUAAUGGCCAUAUGUAUCUACGUAGCGUAACGCAACAUAGAAACGGCUUACGUGAAUAUACCAAAUCAAACGCAGACAUGGUAUUACUUGUGAUGCUAAGAUGCGAUGAUAGGCCUCUGAGGGUCAGACUAGCAAGAGUAGAGGCGAAGUCAGGUCAAAUCAAGCCGACGCUCUCUUAAUCUGAAGAUGCGGG